Messenger RNA from Pseudogymnoascus destructans, 4368 nucleotides. It is a transcript of the gene HMG1, whose product is annotated as 3-hydroxy-3-methylglutaryl-coenzyme A (HMG-CoA) reductase isozyme. The transcript is spliced from 3 exons. NCBI's taxonomy places the organism in Eukaryota, Fungi, Ascomycota, Leotiomycetes, Thelebolales, Thelebolaceae. Gene Ontology annotation, biological process: ergosterol biosynthetic process; coenzyme A metabolic process; isoprenoid biosynthetic process. Gene Ontology annotation, molecular function: protein binding; hydroxymethylglutaryl-CoA reductase (NADPH) activity. Gene Ontology annotation, cellular component: peroxisomal membrane; endoplasmic reticulum membrane. The record is from RefSeq and is a predicted model, not a curated record. The coding region runs from base 511 to 4017 and encodes 1168 amino acids.
AGGGCUGUCACUUCCCACCAAAGCUCGCCUAUCCAGGCCACCGUAGUACCUCAUCCCCUGCUGUGAAGCCCACCCAACGCUAAGUACCGCCAACCACCUACCACCUACCACCACCAUCCGGCCCGAAAGCAAUUGUUUCCCUAUCUGAUGCUCCUCCUGUAUCUCCACCUCCCCCCCCCUUCUCCACCUCCACUCCAGAACCCCCAAAAUUCCCAAGCCAACUACCACCUCACCUUCCUCCCUCUCCUCUCGAUCCCCCACUGCUCUUUUCUCUCCUCUCCCCUCCUCUUCCCUCCUCUCUUUCCGUCUUUGUUCUCCCCUCUUCAAGACUCGCCACUGGUUCAACCCAGCAUCAACCAACGGAGAAUAGUUUCGCGAGCAUCUUAAUUUUUCACCGAUUCCACGACAGAGAAACACCACCGCCAGAGCUUGGUAGUGUAGUUUCCACCUACUCGAUACUGAUUUGGACGUCCAUGCCUUCAGCAUAGUGUGCUCGUUACCCUCGACAUCAUGAUCGCCUCUCUGCUGCCCGCGCGAUUCCGCGGGCCCCAGGACACAAAGGCCAACGCCCAGCCCGGAUGGCUGAACAAAAAUAUCACUCCCCUGCUGCAGGCCCUGUCCCGCAAGGCCUGCAUCCACCCGAUCCACAGCGUUGUCAUCGUUGCCUUCCUCGCCAGCACAACCUACAUGGGCCUGCUCGAGGGCAGCUUGGACGGAUUCCCAUCGGGAGCUGGAAAGGCCGACUGGGGCUCACUGGUGGAGGGCAGCCGACAGCUCUACGUUGGCAAGGACACGGCGUGGAAAUGGCAAGCGCAGGAUGCAGAUGCGCCAAUCCCGAGUGAGGCUGAGCGUCUGGCUCUCCUGACCUUUGUCUUCCCUGGUUCUCUCUCGUCGAGCUCGCCCGAUGCGCCGCUCUCCCACACCGUGCCGCUUCUCAACAACUUGUCUAUUACCGCGCUACCAUCUACGUCGAACCCUCUAGCGUCAAUCUCGCAAGAUAGCACCCUCGCAUUCUCCAUCCCAUAUUCCCAAGCUCCAGAGUUCCUCGCGUCGGCUCAGGAGAUCCCAAAUGUCGACAACGAGGCCGAAGGCUUGGGUGUCCAGGAACAGAAGCUGUGGAUAAUGAAGGCGGCCAGGGCCCCUGGAGCUUCCAAUGGUAGCGUCAGACUCUGGGCUCUUAACGCCUGGUCCAAGUUUGUCGACCUCCUCAAGAACGCCGAGACUUUAGAUAUCUUCAUCAUGGUUUUGGGAUAUAUUGCGAUGCACCUGACUUUCGUCUCUCUAUUCCUCUCUAUGCGCCGUAUGGGAUCCAACUUCUGGCUCGCAACGACAGUCUUGUUCUCGUCUAGCUUCUCGUUCCUCUUCGGCCUCAUCGUCACGACGAAGCUGGGAGUACCAAUCAACAUGGUUCUUCUAUCCGAAGGCCUGCCGUUCCUCGUUGUCACCAUCGGCUUUGAGAAGGCAAUCGUCCUCACCAAGGCCGUCCUCUCCGUCGCCGUUGACAGCCGCAGAGCCCCUGUUCCUAACAGCCCAGGUUCCAGCAACGACGAUAAAGAAGGCACUUCGCCACCAUCUAUCCAGCAUGCUGUCCAGGUCGCGAUCAAGGAGAAGGGAUUCGAGAUUGUCAGGGAUUACGCUAUUGAGAUUGCAAUUUUGAUCGCUGGUGCCGUGUCUGGGGUUCAAGGUGGGCUUCAGCAGUUCUGCUUCCUCGCUGCCUGGAUCCUCUUCUUCGACUGCAUCCUUCUCUUCACCUUCUACACUUCCAUUCUCAGCAUCAAGCUCGAGAUCAACAGGAUCAAGAGACACGUUGCACUCCGGAGAGCUCUCGAGGAUGACGGACUUAGCCAGCGCCUUGCCGAGAAAGUGGCACAGAGCAACGACUGGCCAAGACCAGACGGCGAGGGGUCUGACGGCAAGACUAACAUCUUUGGCCGCAAGGUCAAGGAUACCAGCGUCCCAAAGUUUAAGGUCCUGAUGGUUACUGGAUUUGUUAUUGGCAAUGUUAUCAACAUUGCGACUAUCCCAUUCAGGAGCAGCAAGAACAGCUCGGCUGCUUCGUCCGUCUCUGGCAUUGCUACCCCCAGUUUCAGCGCUCUCGAUCCAUUCAAGGUGGCCUCCAACGGCCUCGACGCUAUCCUCGCGACUGCCAAGCUAAGCGGCCUUCCAACCGUCGUCACCGUUCUAUCGCCCAUCAAGUACUCGCUCGAGUACCCCUCUAUCCACUAUGCAACGCACCAUGGUCAGCAUAGCCCCUACUCCAUCGAGUACGGUGGAUCCGCCAGCGACUACGGAAUGGGCGGCAGAGUCGUCGACAGCCUGCUUAAGAGCCUUGAAGACCCGGUGCUGUCUAAAUGGAUUAUGGUUGCCUUGGUCCUGAGCGUUGUCCUCAACGGUUAUCUCUUCAAUGCCGCAAGAUGGUCCAUCAAGGAACCCGAGACUCUUAUCCUAGCGAAUGAUCCUAUCGCCCUCGAAAAGGCCCAACGCAUCACCGACGACCGUCAGGCCCCAGCUGCUAACCAGUACGACAAUAACUUGCGUCCAACGGAGCGCCUGCCCACGCCAGCCAACACCGAUGAUGAGGGUGAUCUAGUUAUCCUACCAAAGGCCCCUGCUGCUAAUGGCUCAGCUGCUCUACGCCUCACCACUGAACAGAUUGAGAAGAUGCUUCUCCAGAAGCGCGCCCCGGAAUUGGACGACAAGGAACUCAUCGAGCUUUCCCUCUCUGGCAAGCUUCCCGGUUACGCUCUGGAGAGGACCCUCAAGGACACCACCCGCGCAGUUAAGAUCCGCCGUGCCGUUGUUGCACGCACAGCUGCUACAUCUCACACCACCAGCCUUCUCGAGGGCUCCAAGCUGCCAUACGAACACUACAACUGGGACCGCGUCCUCGGAGCAUGCUGCGAGAACGUCAUUGGAUACAUGCCACUGCCCGUCGGCGUGGCCGGACCUAUCGUUAUCGACGGACAAAGCUACUUCCUUCCCAUGGCCACGACCGAGGGUGUCCUCGUCGCCAGUACCAGCCGUGGUGCCAAGGCCAUCAACGCCGGCGGCGGUGCCAUCACCGUACUCACCGGCGACGGCAUGACUCGCGGCCCAUGUAUCGGCUUCGAGACACUCGAGCGCGCCGGCGCCGCCAAGAACUGGCUCGACUCCGAAGCCGGCCAGAAGACCAUGAAGAAGGCAUUCGACUCCACCUCCCGCUUCGCGCGUCUCCAGACCAUGAAGACCGCCAUCGCCGGCACCUACCUCUACAUUCGCUUCAAGACCAGCACGGGUGACGCAAUGGGCAUGAACAUGAUCUCCAAGGGCGUUGAGCACGCGCUGAAGGUGAUGUCGACCGAGAGCGGCUUCGACGACAUGCAAAUCAUCUCCGUCUCCGGCAACUACUGCACGGAUAAGAAGCCAGCGGCUAUCAACUGGAUCGACGGCCGCGGCAAGGGCGUCGUGGCUGAGGCUAUCAUCCCGGCUGAGGUGGUGCGCAAGGUCCUCAAGAGCGAGGUCGACGCGCUGGUCGAGCUGAACAUUAGCAAGAACCUUAUCGGUAGCGCGAUGGCGGGGAGCAUUGGCGGGUUCAAUGCUCACGCUGGUAACAUCGUCACGGCCAUCUUCCUUGCAACUGGUCAGGACCCCGCGCAGAACGUCGAGAGUAGUAAUUGUAUUACUAUUAUGAAGAACCUCCGCGGCAACCUCCAAAUCUCCGUCUCCAUGCCCUCCAUCGAAGUCGGCACCCUCGGCGGCGGCACCAUCCUCGAGCCCCAAGCCGCCAUGCUCGACCUCCUCGGCGUGCGCGGCUCCCACCCCACCAACCCCGGCGACAACGCGCGCAAGCUCGCGCGCAUCGUCGCUGCGGGUGUCCUGGCGGGUGAGCUGUCCCUCUGCUCGGCGCUUGCGGCGGGGCAUCUGGUCCAGAGCCAUAUGGCGCAUAAUCGCUCCGCGCCUGCGACGAGGAGUAGUACACCUGCCCCGGGGGGGGUGGCAACGCCGGUUACGCUGGCGAUGACCGGGGGAAAGAGGUAGGGUGGGGGUGUAUAUGAUAUUGUCGGAGUUUUUCCUGCUGGCGAUGACCGGGGGAAAGAGGUAGGGUGGGGGUGUAUAUGAUAUUGUCGGAGUUUUUCCUGCCGGCGAAGCGUGUAGGCGCGGGGAUUUGGGGGAAACCCUAUGUUGAUACGGUGGUGGUGGUGGUGCGGAGGGCGGCGCAGGAGGCACGGUUGUGUGCCUGAGCGUGCGCGGCGGGGGGGGUUUUUGGAUUUAUAGGGAGGGGGCAACUUCACCCGUUUGAGGGAGAGAGAAAAGGAGAUUAUAUAUUUGAAGGCGAAUGGGGUGGUAGAUUAGAAUAAGAUGUAAUUGAAAUGGGAAAAAGAGAAGAAG